Messenger RNA from Pocillopora verrucosa, 3837 nucleotides. The record is from RefSeq and is a predicted model, not a curated record. NCBI's taxonomy places the organism in Eukaryota, Metazoa, Cnidaria, Anthozoa, Scleractinia, Pocilloporidae.
CGGUCGCUUGGGCAAUGUGACAAGGCUGAAGAGAAUUUCCAAAAAGCGCUUGCCAUCAGUACUGAGAUUGGCGACAGAAGAGGAGAGGCAGCAAGUUAUGGAAACCUAGGUGAUGUAUUUAGGAUUCUCGGGCAGUACGACAAGGCUACAGAGUAUCUCCAAAAAUCGCUUCUCAUCAUGACUGAAAUAGGUGAAAGAAAAGGAGAAGCAGCAUGUUGUGGAAGCCUAGCUGAUCUGUUUGAGUCUCUCGGGCAACACGACAAGGCUGUAGAGUAUCUUCAAAAAGCGCUCGUCAUCACAACUGAAAUUGGUGAUAAGGUAGGGGAAGCGGUAGGUCUUGCACACCUUGGAGAUGUGUCUAGAACUGUUGGAGAUUAUAAAGUUUCGGAAGUAUGCUUGGAGAAAGCUUUAUCCAUUUCCAGAGACAUUGGAGAUAGAAGAAAAGAGUUCCAAAUCCUUAAAUGUUACGCCAUUUUGUAUUUAACUCAAAAUAAGAUCGUUGACUCCCUUUUGUGUCUUGAUUUGUGCAUUGAAAAGUAUGAGGAGCUGAGAUCUUUCUUAGGUGCCAAUGAUGAAUUCAAAACAUCAUUUUUGGAGGACUCAGGAAUAUUUCCCUACAAGCUGCUUUGUACUCUGCUUUGUGAUACCGGAAAUGUUCGCGAUGCUCUUUAUGUUGAGGAGUUAGGUCGAGCCAGAGGCCUCUUAGACUUGAUGGCAGAGAAGUACUCGGUUGAAACGCACAUCUCUGUUAAUCCGCAAUCUUGGUUUGGCAUUGAAAACAUUUUCAUAAAGAAAAAUAACUGUACUUGUCUGUACAUUUCUUAUUUUUACAGUUAUCUGCAUUUGUGGAUCUUUGACACAUGUGGAGUAUUUCUCUAUAAAAGGAUACCACUAGAAGAGAUUCUAGUUCAGGCUGGGUUGCCCAAAGAUUUGCCUUUGAGUGACUUUUUGGUUGAUAAUUUUCGAAGUCUUGGUAUUUUGCCCUUUGAAGAUUGUGAAGAUCGGUCUUUAAAUGUGGUUGAAUUGCUACCUCACUCCCCCGAGCGAAAGAGUUCAGCAAGAUUGCGACUCAUGGAGGAGGACGAAGACGACCGAGUCAUUUCAAGUCUAUCUUUGUGUUACAAAAUGUUUAUUGCCCCCGUUUAUGAUUUGCUUACGGAGCCUGAACUCAUUAUUGUUCCAGACCGCAGGUUAUACAAAGUUCCCUUUGCUGCCCUGAGUGAAAAGGAGGGAGCCGAAUACCUGUCGGAGACUCAUAGGAUCCGUGUCAUUCCUUCUCUGACGACACUCCGGAUCAUUCAAGAUAGUCCAGAGGACUAUCACAGCAACACUGGUGCUUUGGUAAUAGGCGAUCCCAAGGUUGAUUGGUUGAAACCAUUGCCAUGUGCAAGAAAGGAAGCGGAGAUGGUCGGACGACUGGUGGGUGUUCCGCCUCUGGUAGACGAGAAAGCAACGAAGCAGGCGGUACUUGAGCGGAUAAGUUCAGUGAGCCUGAUUCAUUUUGCUGCCCAUGGUGACGCCGAAAGGGGAGAAAUUGCCCUCUCCCCCAUUCCUACUACCAACAGUCCAAACGCUAUCCCACCACAGGAAGAUUACAUGUUGACGAUGGCUGAUGUAUCACGAGUGAAAGUCAGAGCUAAACUGGUGGUACUUAGCUGCUGUCACAGUGGAAGUGGACAGAUAAGAGCCGAGGGAGUUAUAGGAAUUGCCCGUGCGUUUUUAGGAUCCGGUGCUCGUUCGGUGUUGGUUGCGCUGUGGGCCAUUCCAGACUCAGCAACAGAGCAGCUGAUGAAUCAGUUCUACAAACACCUUGUUAUGGGAGAAAGUGCCAGUGAAUCCCUUCAUCAGGCCAUGAAGUGGAUGAGAAAAAACGGCGUUACCGAAGUGUCUAAGUGGGCUUCGUUUACGCUGAUUGGAGAUGAUGUGAGGCUCGAGUUUGACAAGCUGAGAGAAAUGACCCCGACAGAUUAAAUGAUGAGAAUUACUUGAAGGAAACGGAGUUAAAAGACUUUUAGAUGGAUAAAUAACAUAAACAAUUAGAGAAAAUACUUUAUCCGGCAUUUCACUGAAAUUGAAAAAAGAGUUAAGGGAGAUCUAUUUCAAUUUUCUCAGAACGAUGCGUUAGUUACGUACUCAAGAACUUUUUUUUUGUCUUUUACGAAAAAUUGUUUUUCUGAUAUAAUAAGCACGAAACAAUGUUGACGUACGCAAGAAUUUUAAGUAAAGCGAAACCGAUAAAGUUAAAAAAAGUAGUUUAGGUAUAAAACAAGCCACUAAAAUUUGGUUAAUUUUUUUCAAAGCCUCUUGUAAGGUUUAGUCAACAAAACCUUCAAUAUUUGGGGAAUGAUUUUGAUGCAGCAUUUUAAAGGAUUCCUUGUCAACCAUGCCUCUAUUUUUGUUAACAUAGAAGCAACUGCGGAGAAAUUCGCUCAUAUUAACUCAACGCCUGGCAGGAGUCGUGCCGGCCCGUGAACGCUUUUUACGUGGCUUAAAGGAGAAGCGUUACGCAUCCUGAAAACAAAUCUGACGCGCUCUACAUUUUAUAAAAAACGCACAAAGCUUAAAAAGACGACUAAAGAAAGGAUAGAAUAUACCUGACGAAGUUCUGGAGAAAGUCUACAGUUGUCUGCUCUAGUAGAGAGGGCCCACUUAAAAAACAAAAGAAACAGUUCACAGAAGUAAAUAUUGCCUUUUGUAAUAUAAUAUAAUCGGGCUGUACCUAACUUUAGAAACGUACUGAUGGGGAAAUGGCACCUUAUUCAAAAUCACACCGUACCAAACAGGUUCCUGCAAUUUUGUCAGUCUUUGAAAAAAUUUACUCGCUCUUAUUUAUUCCAAAUUGCACUCGAAAUAUUGAGAUUACCUAUACUAAUUGCGUGACUGUGCGUUGCAGUUGGGCUAAGACUUUAAGGUUUCAAUUUCACUUUAGUUUUGUCAGUUUUCGUAUUCCUCGCGUCUUUAGUUGUAGUUUGGUUUUCGUCGUCGUCGAUCAAGUUUUUUAGUUGUGAGUGCCAUCGGCGUUGCGGGAUCGAUAUGAAAGUUUUUUAUAUUCUGUUUCUAUUUUCGUCUAGCUUUCCUCAUAACUUUCUAGCCAUUGUCUAUUUAUGUUUUGUACAUUAAUUAAGCAACAUCGCUCCCUCGUGGUCGCGUAGAAAUUUUCUAAGCAAUUUAAGUGUUCUUUUAUUUCAAUUUCGGGGCAAGCUCAUCUGGCACAUCUUGGUAUUUUGUUCAUUAUCUCAUGUUUAUUUUGUCUCUUAGGUUUCUCUUAGUUAUUUUCAUUGUAUUUCGUUUGCUAGUCGCCACGUGUGUUCUUGUAUUAGUUCCUCUUAAUUUAUUGUUUUUAGUUUAGAGACAAUAUAGAGAAUUACAAUGAAGAGCGGCGGGUGAAUUAAUUCGCCGUCUCCGUAACGUAUCCCUAUGUUUUGACAUGUUAGUUGUCAUCUGGUCACGAUUUUUCUUGGCACUCCCAUUUCGCCUUGAUGUUCGCUUACAAUUGCAAAGCCAUUCCAAAUAAGCAAAAAUUAAAUUUGACCCGAGAAAAACCUAGAAAAUAUCCUGUGUUUCUCUUGAACAGGUUGCUGUGUAAAACGGUAGCAAAUAGAUAAUUGCCAUGGUAGCGGGAUAAGGGAUGCAACUGGCGGAAUUCGGGAACGUAGAUAAAGUCUCUGCAUGCUUUCAGUUGAGGCUGUCGGCACUGAAAAUGAAAACAAACGGCGCGAUCGCAGGAGAGAUUUUUUUCCCAUACAUUUCUCUGGUUGGUUUACCUCAACUCGUGUUACACAUCUUUUGGGGUGAUUCCUUAGAAAAAAAGAUUAUCGAACAAUUUUUUUCAAACUU